GGAAGAGAAACUCCUGUUGAAACAGCUACAGGAACCGAAAGGAGUAGAAUUUAACCAGAAUAUUGGUCAUUAUUUAGACUUUUAACUUCAUUCUUUAGUUCCACUACUUUCCAUAGUCUUUAUUUUUUUUUUGUGUACGUUACUUGGAGUCUUUUUUUAAUUUCUGUUUAUUUUCAAAAUGAAUACCUGAAUAGAUUUGUAUGAAAUGUUUAUCCCAGUGAAUGGGGAUACUUGUAAAUGUAAGCCAUGCAUUCUGAAAGCAGGAAUAAGAUAAAUAGUAUUUGCUGAAGUGACAUUCUGAAUUGAGGAGGGAAGCGCAGCAACAGAGCAGUCUGAAAAGCAUUUCUGACAACAUAUCACUGUUCUGAAAAGGUUAUACAAUGUUUCAUGAAGAGAAGAAGGAAGGAAGUCCCAGAUUCGGGAAACUCCAUUUUCCUGUGGGCCUCUGGAUUAAUUCUCCAAAGAAACACUUUGCAAAGCUAGGAAGACGGUGGCCUAGUGUUGGCUCUAUCAAGUCAACCUCCUCAGACACAGCAAUGUGUAGCAGUCGUGGUAAUGAGCCAGUGGAGUUACGUCAACCAACAAAAAAUAAAAACAAUCGGCACAAACGUCUAUCUAACAUCUUUCACCGUGGUACAAUACUUGUGACCGGCAGUAUUAGUGCUGGUAGUGCCGCAGGGCGUUGGGCUAGUGAGAAGAAAUUAUCAGAGAUUAUUGAUUCAGUGCCAGAAGAUCUGGUCGAACUUUCCAGCCAGAAGAAUUUGCCUGGUAUUCUCAAAAUAUUUGGAGAUGACAUUUCAUCUGGCACCAACUACAAAAGUGUUUUGGCGACCCCACGGUCCAUGGCACGGGAACUAGUAAAAGAGGCUCUGGAAAGAUAUGCUGUGGCUGAUUCAGAUGCAGAAGCCUUUGUUCUUUGCGAUGUGGUUGGGCGUUUUGUAGGGCAUGAGGGUGAAUGGAAGAUGGAGUACCUGCGCAUUGUUGGGGACCAUGAACGACCUCUUGUCCUGCAAGAAAUGUGGAAGCCUAAGGCUGGGUUUUCUCGACGAUUUGAAAUCAGAAGAAAGCAAGAGGUAGAGAAGAUGACUACAGCAGAAGAUAUUGAGACUGCAGGUGGGCAUGGAAUCAAUGCUCAGGCUCGAAAACUACAAAAAAGUCGAUCUCGUGCAGCUUCUGGUGGAAAUGCCCCACUAAGAGAGAGAGAAGAAAGCAUUUCUCUUCGUCGCAGUAUAAGUGAUAUCAACUUAAACACCAAGAAACGUAGAGAGAGAAAAAGCAUAAAGAGUAUGGUGGCAAAUGAUGCAGACCCGAGUCAAGAUGGGGGACUAAAUCAAAAAGAUGGCAACAUGCAAAACUCAACAGAACGCAAUAGCAGUGUAGAUGGUCCUGAGGAUUCUGCUGAUCAGAAUGACUUGGAUUUUGAACGCCUCUCUCAGUGUCUAAUUCAGCCACCUUCAGAACAUCCAUACUUCCUCCUUUUGCAAGGUUACAACAAAGACGUGGACUUCAUUAUAUAUGUGAUGACCAGGAAGAAGCAUCUUUUUGGAAGAUCAGAAAGAACCUUAAGAGACAAAGGUCCUUAUGUUGAUACCUUUCUGUCUGCUCCGGAUAUACUUCCUCGCCACUGUUGUGUAUGGCGCUUGGAUUCUUCUACUCAAAAGAAUAUAGUCCGUGUAAGGCCUUAUCGAGGUGCGCUUGUUACGCACAAUGGAGGAGUCCUCCAAAGAGAAGCUGAACUGCAUACUGGCGAUUUGUUAGGGCUUGGAGAGCACUUUCUGUUCAUGUUCAAGGACCCUAGAGUUGCCCAGACGCGCCCUGCCUGGCUUCCACAAUCCUGGUCAACCUCUGGGUUAAGUGGGGCAUUUUCAUGCCAGAUGUGUGGCAGAUCACUUCAGGAGCGUCAAGAGGCUGUUCAGGCCUACAUAGAAAGCAGAGAUUUAAUUCUACAAUACCGUUCUCAAGAAGAAGAUGCUGUGUUGAAGGAAAUUAUUGAAAAGUCUGGUAACUCGAAAAAUGAAUUUAAGCUGGCUCCUGCAUACCUUUUUAGUCUUUGCAUUGAACAUUCCACUCGAGCUUUGGACCCUGGACACUUUCCUAAACUAGUAAUGAAGAUUGCCACUAUGAUAAAGGAAGUUGUUUGGGAAAAGAUUAAAGAGAUUGGAGACAAACAACCAGAAAAUCAGCAAGACAAAAAUUUAGGGAGUACUUUAGGGAUUGAGGAGGUGGCCUUUGAUCUUCGACCAUUAAUGUUGUGGAUGGCUAAUUCUAUGGAGCUUCUCAAUUUUGUACAGAGAAAAAUCCUAGACAUGGAAAAGGAAUGGGAGUCAGAAGGUACUUCACAAGAUGCCUUGCUAUCAAGUGACCUAGAAGCCUGUGAGGAGUCCAUGGCACUUCUUGAUGAGGUCAUUAUGUACACAUUCCAGCAGUGUGUGUAUUACUUAACCAAGACAUUAUAUGCAGCUUUGCCUGCUCUGCUGGAAAGCAAUCCCUUCACUGAUCCAGGCAGUCUGUCAGAUGUGGGCGAGUUGAAUAACAUGCCUGAAGGCACCCGUGGCACCCUUGCCAUUUACCAGGCUACACUAGAUUUAACUCGGGAGUGUGAACUACAUCCAGAUCUUGUGUCUCAGACUUUUGGAUAUCUAUUUUUUUUCUCCAAUGCUUCACUUUUUAAUACUCUUAUGGAAAAAGGCAAUGGAGAACCAUUUUACCAGUGGUCAAAGGCCGUACAGAUCCGAACAAACCUUGACCUUGUACUUGAUUGGCUUCAAGGUAUAGGCCUUGGUGACAUAGCUGCUGAAUUUUUCAGAAAGUUGUCAUCAACUGUGAACCUGCUGUGUAUUCCUAAAACCAGUCUUUUAAAGAUUUCCUGGAGCAGUCUUCGAAAUGAAUACCCUGUACUUAGCAGUGCUCAGCUCAACCACUUGUUAAGGAACUAUCAUCUGGGAGUGGGACGCUCACAUCCAGCUGCUUGGGACCCCCCAGAGGAGGAAAAGGAUGAGAUCACAAACAAUAUUUUUGAGAGCUUCACCGAUCAUCCUCCAUUGAUUCUACCUUGUGACAACUUCCGCAUGCAACUCUCCCAACACAUACCUAAUGACGCCUUUCACAAGCAGUUGUGUCAGCUUAGACGAUUUGUUUGGGACCUUGAACAGAAAUCACUGCCUGUCAACCAAAGAUCUUUAUACCGGGUGGAGAACAGCCAGUAGGAAAGUGUAACUAAUGUAAUGUUCCCAAGGAUACAAAUCGGAAAAUAAAAGUUUCAAUAUAGGACUUGAAUUGUAUCCAUCUUGAUUGAAAAGUAUUAUAUAACCCAUUCAGGCAAUACAUUGUGAUGGUGAUGACUAUAUAUAUUGUGUCAUUUACAUUUAAGACUGGACAGCAUGGAUUAAGAACCACAUUCUUUUCAUUCCAUUUUCCAACUAUAUAUAUAUAUAUAUAUAUAUAUAUAUAUAUAUAUAUAUAUAUAAUGUCAAACAAGACACUUUUUAAAAUUACUGAAUGCUAGUUCUCUGACAUUAAUUUAUAGCUUUAUAUAUAAAUGCUCUUUGCCAUAAUACAACUACAACCAUUUUAUAUUCUUUUGUACCUGCUCAGAAUGGACUGUUUAAGAUGUUACUGGAUAAAUAUGUCAUAUGUAUACUCUAGAUACAGUAAACUACACUCUAGAUACAGUAAACUAC
Molecule: messenger RNA, 3680 nt
Organism: Hyla sarda
Lineage: Eukaryota; Metazoa; Chordata; Amphibia; Anura; Hylidae
Gene: RASIP1
Product: Ras interacting protein 1
Exons: 12
Coding region: 381-3206 (941 amino acids)
Biological process (GO): negative regulation of Rho protein signal transduction; signal transduction; angiogenesis
Cellular component (GO): cell-cell junction
Molecular function (GO): GTPase binding
Source: RefSeq, a predicted model, not a curated record